GAGGCUGCAGCUGGGCGGGGUCUGCUCAGUCCAGGACCAGACCAGGACCAGACCGGGACUCAGCGGGACUCAGAGCGCCUCUGCCCGGUCACGUCUCUGCACAGCCCCCGGUGAAACGGCUCCAGCUCUGGAACCGGCUCCGGGACCAGCCCCGGCUCCGGCUCCAGCCCCGGCUCCAACCCCGGCUCCAGCCCCGGCUCCAACCCCGGCUCCAACCCCGGCUCCAACCCCGGCUCCGGCUCCGGCUCCAGCCCGGCUCCAGGCGGCAUGGGCCGGCUGUGUGGCCGAGCGUAGCGCGCUGGUUCGGGCUUGGAGCUGCAGGAUGAGCGUCGCGCUGCAGGAGCUCCGGAACACCAUGUCUAAUUACAAACGGGCGACGCUGGAGGACGAGGAUGCGUCAGAUGCCCUCCCAGAGUCCGGCUCGAGUCCCGGCGCAGACCCGGAGCAGGACCAGGUGGAGGUGGGCUUCAGGAGGUCCGGUCCGGGGUCCGGUCUGAGGUCCGGUCUGGGUCUGGGCAGGAGGACCCGGCUCGAGGUUCUGCUGGCGGUCCUGCUGCUCCUGUCGCUCCUGUCGCUCUCCGUCUGUGUGCUGCUGCUCGGACUCCAGCUGGGAUCAGGCUCGUCUCUGUGCGUGACGCGGGCGUGCGUGGCGGUGGCGGCGCAGGUGUCGGAGUCGAUGGACCGAACCGUGGACCCGUGUCAGGACUUUUAUCAGUUCUCGUGCGGCGGGUGGAUCAGGAGGAACCCUCUGCCCGACGGGCGCUCGCGGUGGUCCACCUUCAACAGCAUCUGGGAGCAGAACCAGGCCCUGCUCAAGCACCUGCUGGAGAAUGGGACCAGCUCCGGGGGCAGUGAGGCCGAGAGAAAGACUCAGGCCUUUUAUCUGUCGUGUCUAAACUCGGCCAAAAUCGACGAACUCGGAGCCGCGCCGCUCACACAGCUCCUCAACAAGAUCGGGGGCUGGAACAUCACGGGUCCGUGGGAGAAGGAGAACUUCAUGGAGGUUCUGAAGGUGGUGUCAGGUCCCCUCAGAGCUCAGCCCUUCUUCAGCGUCUCAGUGAGCACCGACCCCAAGAGCUCCAACAGCAACGUCAUCCAGGUCGACCAGUCUGGACUCUUCUUACCCUCCAGAGAUUAUUACCUCAACAAGACAACAAACGAGAAGGUCCUGGAGGCGUACCUGGAGUACAUGGUGGAGCUGGGGACUCUUCUGGGCGGGGAGCGGGACUCGACUUUGGUCCAGAUGAAGCAGAUUUUGGAUUUUGAGACGAUUUUGGCGAAUCUGACAGUUCCACAAGAUCAAAGACGAGACGAGGAGAAGAUUUACCACAAGCUCUCCAUCGCAGAACUGCAGGUUCUGGCUCCGGCUGUGGACUGGUUGGAUCUUCUGUCCUUCGCUCUUUCUCCUCUGGAGCUGAACGACUCGGAGCCUGUGGUCGUUUACGCCAAAGAAUAUUUACAACAAGUGUCCGAACUGAUCAACCGCACGAGCAAGAGUGUGUUGAAUAACUACAUGCUGUGGACGUUGGUGCAGAAAAGUGUGACGAGUUUGGAUCAGAGAUUUGAAAACGCACAAGACAAACUGUUAGAAAGUCUCUACGGUACCAAGAAGUCGUGUACUCCGCGCUGGCAGACUUGUAUCGGUUACACAGACGACACUCUGGGCUUCGCUCUGGGGGCGCUCUUCGUUAAAGCCACGUUCGACAAACACAGCAAAGGAAUCGCGGAGGAGAUGAUAAACGAGAUUCGGACGGCGUUUAAACAAAGUCUGGACCAACUGCACUGGAUGGACCCGGAGACGAGACAGAACGCCAAGGAAAAGGCUGAUGCGAUCUACGACAUGAUCGGUUUCCCCGAGUUCAUCCUGGACCCAAAAGAACUGGACGACGUUUACGACGGGUACGAGGUUUCUGAGGAGAGUUUCUUCCAGAACAUGUUGAACUUUUAUAACUUCUCGUCUCGAGUGAUGGCCGACCAACUCCGCAAGACGCCCAACAAAGACCAGUGGAGCAUGACUCCGCCCACAGUGAAUGCGUACUACAUGCCCACCAAGAACGGCAUCGUGUUUCCCGCCGGAAUCCUGCAGGCGCCGUUCUACGCCCACGACCACCCCAAGGCUCUGAACUUCGGUGGGAUCGGUGUGGUGAUGGGACAUGAGUUGACACACGCCUUCGACGACCAGGGGCGGGAGUACGAUAAAGAGGGGAACCUGCGGCCCUGGUGGCAGAACAGCUCUGUGGCGGCGUUCUCGGAGCGGAGUCGCUGUAUGGAGGUGCAGUACCAAAACUACAGCGAGAACGGAGAGAACGUGAACGGAAAACAGACGCUCGGAGAGAACAUGGCCGACAAUGGAGGGCUGAAGGCGGCCUAUCGGGCAUACCGGUCGUGGGUGCAGAGACACGGGGAGGAGAAGCUUCUUCCUGCGGUGAACCUCACCAACGACCAGCUCUUCUUCGUGGGAUUUGCUCAGGUGUGGUGUUCAGUCCGGACUCCGGAGAGCGCUCACGAGGGUUUGGUGACGGACCCUCACAGUCCUCCGCGUCUGCGCGUCAUCGGGACCCUCGCCAACUCGCCCGAAUUCAGCCGCCAUUUCCAGUGCCCGCUGGGGUCGCCCAUGAACCCCGGGCGCCGCUGCGAGGUGUGGUGAGCCGAACGCUCCAAUCACAGCGCGCCACCUCAGAAACUCCUCCCACAAACUCAGAGGAAACACACGCCCUCCCUGUGUGUCAGGUCCCCUCCUGUGUGUCAGGUGCCCUCCCUGUGUGUCAGGUGCCCUCCCGUGUGUCAGGUGCCCUCCCUGUGUGUCAAGUGCCCUCCCGUGUGUCAGGGGCCCUCCCUGUGUCAGGUGCCCUCCUGUGUGUCAGGUCCCCUGCCGUGUGUCAGGUCCCCUCCCUGUGUGUCAGGGGCCCUCCCUGUGUGUCAGGGGCCCUCCCUGUGUGUCAGGGGCCCUCCUGUGUGUCAGGUCCCCUCCCUGUGUGUCAGAGGCCCUCCCUGUGUGUCAGGUCCCCUCCCUGUGUGUCAGGGGCCCUCCCUGUGUGUCAGGUGCUCUCCUGUGUGUCAGGUGCUGUCCCUGUGGCAGGUGCAGAUUGGAGGCGGGACUUACACUGGAUUGCACCAAUAGGAAGUGUCUUACAGGACUGUGGACCAAUCACAGAGCAUGUUUUUGGACUCGUUUUGGACCAAUUGUGUGUUUUUAUUUAAGUGAAGGAGCCAAUGAGAAGUGCCAAAUGGACUCAGGGGCGGGGCCAGCGCUGGCGGCCAAUCAGGUGACAGGAGUAGAUGUGAUGUAUUUUUAGACUGAAAUAUUUAAUUUAAUGUGACUCCUGAGAACCCCAGAGGACCUCAGAAGACCCCAGAGGACCUCAGAGGACUCCAGAAGACCUCAGAGGACAUCAGAAGACCCCAGAGGACCUCAGAGGACCCCAGAGGACUCCAGAAGACCUCAGAGGACUCCAGAAGACCCCAGAGGACCCCAGAGGACCCCAGAGGACCUCAGAGGACCCCAGAGGACCUCAGAAGACCCCAGAGGACCUCCGAAAUCGUCUAAACUCUGAGUUUUGUCGAGAUUCUGGAGUCGAAUCAGAGAAAAGAUCAAAUCCAAAUUUUGUGAUUUUUACCUUUUGGACAUUUCACAGUAAAACUGUUAUUCACAAGAAACUCGGCCCCAGACCCCGGGGUCUGUGACAUCAUCACGUUCUACCACGGACCCCGGGGCCCCAGUCUGACGAUUUACAAACACAAAGUCGAGUUUUAAAUAAAUUUAAUUCUGAAAAAAAUGAAGACGUUUGAGUCAAAUGAGACGUUUAAUUAUGAAGAGUUACGGAGGGGCCUCUGGGGGCCGCUGCAGGACUCUCUGCGGGGCCCUCUCGGGGUUCCUCUGUGGUCCUCUCACAGGUCCUCUCAGGGGCCCCUCGGUCGGUCCUGUGUGGGUCCUCUGCGGGGCCCUCGGGGGGGGGCCGUGUGUUUGUGUCCCUGUUCGUCUUGUUCUUUUGCCUUUAAAUAUUUAAAUAAACCGACACCACGAGCUUCACUUUGUUUGUGUCA
Messenger RNA from Boleophthalmus pectinirostris (great blue-spotted mudskipper), 4044 nucleotides. RefSeq names its product endothelin converting enzyme 2b (gene ece2b). The transcript is spliced from 19 exons. The record is from RefSeq and is a predicted model, not a curated record. Bases 323 to 2647 code for a protein of 774 amino acids. Gene Ontology annotation, molecular function: metalloendopeptidase activity. Gene Ontology annotation, biological process: protein processing. NCBI's taxonomy places the organism in Eukaryota, Metazoa, Chordata, Actinopteri, Gobiiformes, Gobiidae. Gene Ontology annotation, cellular component: plasma membrane.